Molecule: messenger RNA, 3084 nt
Organism: Eleginops maclovinus (Patagonian blennie)
Lineage: Eukaryota; Metazoa; Chordata; Actinopteri; Perciformes; Eleginopidae
Gene: rbm25a
Product: RNA binding motif protein 25a
Biological process (GO): mRNA processing; regulation of alternative mRNA splicing, via spliceosome
Cellular component (GO): spliceosomal complex
Molecular function (GO): mRNA binding
Source: RefSeq, a predicted model, not a curated record
UCCAUUGCGAGCAGAAAGGGUCCCAGUUAUUAGCAUCCAGUGGGGCUCCUGCAGCGGAAUAAAAACCCUCAUCAUACACGUUACGUUUUCCCGUUAACCGUAUUUAAUGGGCUUUUAUCCGGAUAUCCCGCAGUGUUUCUAGCCGCUGGGUUUUAUUUCACACGUGUUAGCAGCAGGAUGUCGUACCCUCCUCCCAUGAACCGCCAGCAGAUCGGUAUCCCGCAGCUACCCCCCCGGAUCCCGCCUCCUCAGUAUGCGGGGUUUGCACAGGCUGUCCCCCCAGGUACUCCCAUGAUCCCGGUUCACAUGGGUGUGGUGACCCCCUCACCCACAGUCCUGGUCCCGACCUCAGUGUCUGUAGCACACAAACCGAUGCUGAUGAAGAAGGAGCCGACUGUCAGAGCCAAGGACUCCGACGACAACGGAGGCCCGACCACCACCGUGUUCGUGGGGAACAUCUCUGAAAAGGCUUCUGACAUGUUGGUCAGACAGCUGCUAGCGAAAUGUGGAAUUGUUCUGAGCUGGAAAAGGGUUCAAGGUGCCUCUGGGAAACUUCAAGCGUUCGGGUUCUGUGAGUAUAAGGAGCCCGAGUCGACUCUACGGUCGCUCAGACUCCUUCAUGAGCUGCUGUUAGGAGACAAAAAGCUGCUGGUGAAGGUCGACGCUAAAACCAAGAGCCAGCUGGAUGAGUGGAAGGCCAAGAAGAGGAGCGCCAACGGGGGAGCCGGCGCUGGGUCAAAGAAUGGGGACGAUGAUGGCGAUGACGAGGACGUCCUGGACGAGGAGACCCUGCACCGGGACCAGGUGGUGAACGGAGCGAUAGAAGUCCUGAUCCGAGAGUACGCCAGCGAGCUGAACGCUCCGUCACAGGACCCCGACAGCCAGCCCCGUAACAAGAAGAGGAAAGAGAAGAAAGAGGAGGAGGAUAUCAAUGCCAUGGAGAUGGAGGAUGACAAGAGGGACUUGAUUUCCCGAGAGAUCAGUAAAUUCAGAGACACACACAAGAAACUGGAGGAGGAAAAAGGGAAGAAGGAGAAGGAGCGUCUGGAGAUCGAGAAGGAGAGGAGGGAGAGGGACAAAGAGCGGGAGAGAGAGAGGGAACGCCGCGAUCGGGAGAAGGAGAAGGAGAGGGAGAGAGAGAGAGACAAGGAGAGGGAGAGAGACCGGGACCGGGAGAGGGAUCGGGAGCGAGAGAGGACGAAGGAGAGAGAGAGGACGCGGGAGAGAGAGAGGAGUCGAGAUGUCAGCGAAGGUCGCAGCAGGUCCAGAGAGAGGACUCGAGAAGACAAGAAGAGAGACCGUGAGGAAGACGAGGAGGACGUCUACGAGCGAAGGAGACUGGAGAGGAGGCUCAGAGACAAGGAGGCCGCUUACCAAGAGCGCCUGAAAAACUGGGAAAUCCGGGAGAGGAAGAAGGCGCGCGACUACAGCAAAGAGACGGAGCGGGACGAUGAGAGGCGUCGAGAAAUGAUGAAGGAAGCCAAAAGGCUGAAAGAGUUCCUUGAAGAUUAUGACGACGAUAGAGACGACCCCAAAUACUACAGGGGCAGCGCUCUGCAGAAGAGACUCCGCGACCGGGAGAAGGAGACGGAGCUGGACGAGCGAGACCGGAAGAGGGAGAAGGAGGAGCACGAGGAGAUCCGACAGAGGCUGCUGGCUGAAGGUCAUCCCGACCCGGACGCUGAGCUGCAGAGGAUGGAGGAGGAGGCCGAGCGCCGACGACAGCCUCCUCUCAAACUCGAGCCGGAGGAGGAGGUCGUGCACCGGGAGAAGUCUCACCGGGACCGGGACCGGGACCGGGAUCGGGAUCGGGAGAAGAGGAGUCUGGAAGAAGAGAAGAAGAGCCGAUUCCCCGCGCCCCCCCCGCAGCAAUCCGACGACGACGAAGAGGAGGCGAUGGAGGAAGACUUCCCCGACAACGAAGACUCGCAGGAGGCCAAGCCGCAGGUCAAACCCGUGAUGAGGCCGAUCACCACGGCGCCCUCGGUGUCCUCCGCCAGCGGGAACGCCACCCCCAACUCACCCGGCAACGAGUCCCCCUGCGGCAUCAUCAUCCCGGGGGAGAACUCUCCCGAGGUGCAGCCGCCAGAGGAGCUCCGGCCCAAGAUAGGCCUCAGCCUCAAACUGGGCGCCACCAACAGCCCCAGCCAGCUGACUGUGGGGAAGCGGAAGAAGCUGGCGACCGUGGAGAGUGUGUUCAACAAGUUUGACGAGGAGGAGGCGGAUGAGCAGCCUCGCAAAAGGAAACUGGUUCCUCUGGAUUACGGAGACGACGACAAGAGCCUGGGGCUGGACGGGGCCGAGAUGCCGGGGGCCAAAGGGAGCGUCAACACGGAGGAGAAACGGAAACACAUAAAGAGCCUCAUCGAGAAGAUCCCCACCGCCAGACCGGAGCUCUUCUCCUACCCGCUGGACUGGACCAUGGUGGACUCGUCUCUGAUGGAUCGCCGCAUCAAACCGUGGAUCAAUAAAAAGAUCAUAGAAUACAUCGGAGAGGAGGAGGCGACGCUGGUGGACUUCGUCUGUUCAAAGGUGAUGGCUCACGGCACCCCUCAGGGUAUUCUUGAUGAUGUUGCAAUGGUUCUGGACGAAGAGGCAGAAGUGUUCAUCGUGAAGAUGUGGAGGCUGUUGAUUUACGAAACGGAGGCCAAGAAGAUCGGACUGGCGAAAUAAAGGGCGCUCGUCUCUCCGUCUGACUUCCUUCAAAUCCCAGAUCUGCUGCCCACAGACUGUAAACACAUCACACCCUCCAUUCCAUCAGCCAGGAGCAGCCUUCUGUGUGUUUGUGUGUGUGUGUGUGUGAGAGAGCGAGAGAGAGUGUGUUUGGAAGGGAGAGUGUGUUUGGAAGGGAGAGUGUGAGCUGUGAACAGAAAGGGUUUGCACAAAACAUGAAACUGCAUGAUGAAUCUUUGGUUGUGUUUUGUUCCUUUUGUUGAUGCCGUUUGAGGCAGGAGACAGUUGCACCCCCCCUCCCCCCCCACCUCCCGUCGGUUCUGCAACACCUUGGACUCUGCUUUGAUUUACUGUCGUCCUGUUGAGGCUCCGUUUUGUGAACUGAUAAUAAAUAUGCUUUUUUCUAAGAAA